AUGCUAUCUUACAAAUACUACGACACCCCUGAAGGCCAGGAUGUUUAUAAGAAAGUCUUUGUAACAUCGAAAUAUGCUGGUUUGGCAGGACUAGGAGUAGCAACUAUGGAUGUUCUCAUGUACUCGCAUCCUAAAGGAAUCUUCAACACUGGGCUCAGAUAUGCCUAUUACCUUGGCCCCAUGGUCGGUAUGGCCGCUGCGUUCACAGUUACCGCUAAUACUGCUCAGAAUAUUAGGGGCAAAAAUGACACUUUAAACUACUUCCUUGGAGGUGCUGUCUCUGGUGCUGUAUUUGGAGCUUGGCAAAAGAACCCUACGGUUGCCGUGCCAGUAGCACUUAUUCUUGGGGCUAUAGCAAUGGUCAAAAAGACAGCUAUAGAUGAGAAUUGGACCUUGAUCCCUGAGAUACAUACUGCCCAUAAGACUAUUAAAUCUGUUAAACAUGACUGGAGUUUAGUCAAAGAUAUCGAUGAAUUGAAAACCUGGUCUCCUGGUUCAAAG
Messenger RNA from Brenthis ino (lesser marbled fritillary), 501 nucleotides. Lineage: Eukaryota; Metazoa; Arthropoda; Insecta; Lepidoptera; Nymphalidae. The record is from the annotation of a GenBank genome assembly.